AUGGAUAACGGAAUUGAUUCGAUGAUGGUAUCUGCCGUUCAGGCUGAUCAAGAAUUUGAGGCCAGAGCGUUCGAAGAUUUUACCAAAAAAUUAAGGGCAGAUAUUGCCACGGCAUCUAAUAUUACCACUUCAAGUUCAAGUAAGAAUGCUAGCACAUCUAGCAGCAAACAUAACAGUGGUUUAAAUAAAAAUAGUGAGAGUAACGAAUUGUUUGCGUCUCGCGCGCCAGAACCUGUUUACCUUCGAUGGACCAGUCUAAUUGAAGACCAACUCAAUUUCUUUUACUUACAACAGUACAUCAUGGAUAAAUUUAAGCCCCCUUCAAGAUUUCAACUUGCGGAAUAUCUAUCUGUGGUCAUAUCUGGAGACAUUGGUACCAAUUUUUACAGAGAUCGGUGA
Acaulospora morrowiae is the source of this 399-nucleotide messenger RNA. Lineage: Eukaryota; Fungi; Glomeromycota; Glomeromycetes; Diversisporales; Acaulosporaceae. The record is from the annotation of a GenBank genome assembly.